Messenger RNA from Monodelphis domestica (gray short-tailed opossum), 4833 nucleotides. RefSeq names its product cytochrome P450 family 17 subfamily A member 1 (gene CYP17A1). Gene Ontology annotation, biological process: progesterone metabolic process; hormone biosynthetic process. Lineage: Eukaryota; Metazoa; Chordata; Mammalia; Didelphimorphia; Didelphidae. The record is from RefSeq and is a predicted model, not a curated record. Gene Ontology annotation, molecular function: steroid 17-alpha-monooxygenase activity; heme binding; iron ion binding.
CUGUCAUUAAUAAGGCAGCUGGAGUACUGCAGAGCCCCAGUUUGCCUGCCUUCUUUUGCUCAUACCUCUCACAGUCUGCUUCAGACCUCCAUAGACUUUCAAUUUAGCCACUCCAAAACCAGGAUGUGGUGGUUCCUCACAAUUUCCCUGCUGACCUUGCUGUACUACAUCUGGCAGAAGCAGGGGAGCAUGGGUAAGAAAUAUCUCAUAUGUAUGCCCCAUCUGCCCAUCCUGGGGAGUCUUCCAUAUAUGAACUUCCACGACCCAGCACACGUCUACUUCACCAAGCUUAAGGAGAAGUAUGGCAAUACCUUUGCCUUUUGGAUGGGCCCUCAGUACUCUGUGGUAGUGAACCAUUUCUCAGCUGCCAAAGAAGUGCUUCUCAAGAAGGGCAAGGACUUUGCCAGCCGCCCCCGAAUGGUAACCACAGACAUCCUGAGCGGCUCCGGCAAGGGGAUCGCCUUCAGCGAGUACGGUCCCCAGUGGCGGAUGUAUCGCAAGCUGGUUCAGUCGUCCUUCUCAUUGUUGAAAGAUGGCUCCCAGAAACUGGAAAAGCUCAUCUGCCAAGAGGCCAACACUCUGUGUAAAUCCCUGGCUGCCGCUCAGGGAAAGAUCCAGGACCCCGCUACAGAUAUUUUUCUGGCUUCGUCCAAUGUGAUCUGCCAGUUUUGCUUCAGCAGCUCCUGGAAUAAAGACGAUGAGGACUUCGAGAUCAUGAUGGACUACAGUAAUAACAUCCUCAAAACUCUGUGCAAAGACAGCCUAGUUGACAUCUUUCCCUGGAUUCAGCUGUUCCCGAACAAAGAUCUGGCGCUGUUAAAAGAUAGCGUCACACUGCGGAAUGAGCUCCUGAAGAAAAAACUGGAAAUUCAGAAGGAAAAAUUCAACAUAGAUUCUGUCAACAACCUCCUGGAUGCACUGCUGAAAGCCAAGUUGGACAGUGAUAAUCCACUGGUCCAGGAACCAGAGAUCACAGAUGAGCACAUACUGAUGACGGUGGGGGACAUCUUUGGAGCUGGCGUGGAAACAACCAGCACUGUUGUCAGAUGGUGCAUUGCCUUCUUGCUGCACCAUCCCCAGGUAAAGGAGGAAAUUCAGAAGGAAAUUGACCAGAAAAUUGGCUUUGGCCGAACUCCUGUACUCAGUGACAGGAACCAGCUUCUCCACCUGGAAUCCACUAUACGUGAGGUACUCCGUAUACGACCAGUGGCUCCCUUACUCAUCCCUCACAUGGCAUGGACUGACACCAGCAUUGGAGAAUACACCAUCCCCAAAGGCACCAGGAUCUAUAUCAACCUAUGGUCCAUCCAUCAUGACCCUACACAGUGGAAUGAGCCAGAACGGUUUAUGCCAGAACGAUUCCUGGACAAGAAUAAGGACCAACUCAUCAUUCCAAAUGCCAGCUACUUUCCCUUUGGAAGUGGACCCCGAGUUUGUGUUGGGGAGUUCUUGGCCCGGUCAGAGUUAUUCCUCUUUCUGGCCUGGAUCCUACAGAGAUUUGACCUGGAAGUUCCUGAUGAUGGAGAACUCCCUUCUUUAGAUGGGUUGAGUGGAGUAGUAUUUCAGAUAAUUCCCUUCAAGUUAAAGGUCAAGCUGCGGAAAGGCUGGAGAGAGGCUGAACUCAGUGCCUAGAGAACAGCCAGAUUCUCCCCUAUCACCUUAGGAGCAAUCAUAAGUAAAAUGCAAAGGGAAGUGAUGAAGAAGAGCUUUAGUUGGAAGCUGAGACCCUCCAAAGUUGUCUGUAUCUCCCCAGCUUCAGGGAUAUAUCUUUCUAUUAGACUAUAGCAUAGAAUUCCUGUCAUUCAUUUCCUUCCUACCUCCACUCUAUUCUGGAAAAUCAUCCUUCUUCUUUUCAUCAGCCUUAGUCCUGGUAGGUAGGCCAGGAGUUUUUGUCCUGAAUGAUUUCUGCCCUCCUGGCUUGUUGCCUCUACCUGGGUACAUUUAUGUGUCCAGUCUCUUGGGCCAUUCUUUGUAUGCCAUGUCCUGAUUGUAGCGAGUUGCAAUUAAAAAGGCCUGGUGGCCCCAGGCUUACCAGCAGCAUCACCCAAAUUAGUGUUCUUGUCUCCCUGAAAGUUAGACUAAGAUUUAGAACAGUGCUUCUUCAUAUCCCUCUGAUCCCUCUCCAGACCCAGAAAAACACAGGGUUCUCAUAGCUAUUAUAACUGAAGGCUGAGCCCCUGAUGAAGACUUAGCCAACUCUCUAGGGAUCCAGAUUCUACAUCAAUUCCCACCCCACACUUGGACACUCAGACAGUCAGGGGAUUUUCAGGAGAUAAAUUUCAAGGUUCCAAGCCCCCUUUGUGCUAGUUUAUUAUCACAAGGGGACAGAAAUAUCCUCACACUUGAUAGGUCUUCAAUAUACCAAAGAGGCAAGCAUGACUGUCUUUUCAUGUAGACCAGCACUGCACUCUCAGCUCAUCCAAACCUUUUCCUCUAAAAGAUGAGGACUACUGUAUGGUCAAGGGGGUGGUGGUCUUUCAAAAGGGCUGGAGGAAGAUUGAGGUCAGGGCCCAAGUGAGAGUCAGGGGCAUCCUCUGGACUUUAGUUGUAUUGGGUUAGACAAAUAAUGGAUACCAAUGGUCCUACCUCCAGAGAUGGAGAUCCACAGGAGAAUCCCUGCCUGUGAAGGAGCAGGAGAGUGUCUGACAGAGAGGCAAACAUUUCCCCCUCUCUAUCAAGUUAAGUCUCCUAUCAGAGAAGGGUUGAAAAUCUAAUGCUGAUUGAUAAUUAAGAGUCCUGGCUCCCCUUACCUCCCAAUCCAAGUCCAUCCUGGAGGGGCAAUUUUCUUUCCCAAAUUCUCUUCUUGCUACAAAGACAGUCCAAGAACAGCUUAGAGAACUAGACAAAGUACUUAAAAACUUGAGCCGACCUACAGUUGCCAUGGGUGGCCAACCUGGGCAAGCACUAAUGGUUCAGUCCUACUGAUACUACCUCUGGGAAUCUACUUGAGAAAGGGGCCCCCUCAGUUACUUUCAAAGAUCUUGGCUAGGAGGGAAGACUACUAGAAAGUACUAGAAGGGACAGCAUUGCCACCUCCCAAAUUCACCCAUUAUUUAAGCUGCUGGAAAACACAACCACCACCCAGUCUUUGAAUAGUAAGCUAGACUGAUUCCUCGAGGAGCUCCAGUCAACUGCCCCACCCACCAGGUUCUUUGCCCAGAAAGGUGAAGGGGUUGUGAGGCACUGUGGGGUGGAAGGCUGGGGCAGGACAGAAUGGAGCAUUUCAAAUGUGCUCAAAAUAGAUAAAGCAUUUUGCACAUAUGUGAUGAUUAGUGGAUCAGUCAAGCUGGAUGGAAUGUUCCCUUUCAUCUGGCUCAACUUUAGAAGAGGGUCAGAACAGACAUUUAGCUUCCUUGCUAUGAAACAACAAAAGGGAAUGAAGAUUUCAUCAAUUUAGAAGUUCCCUCCUCCCAUCCCUACCCACAGUGGAACUCAUACCCAUAAGUACUUGUUCAUCUGAUAGGACUCUUGCCUUAAGUUUACCACCUACCAUAUGACAGAGAGCACAGGAAAACUAGCAAGCAGUGUGCUCACUCCCCAUAUCUGUUCUCUGGAGGUUUUCCCUUGGGAAUGCUCUCUGGAGGCCAAGGAGAGAGCAAUUUCCCCACAAGCCAUUACCCCAGUUUUAAAUAUUCCAGAGCCAGGCUCUGCUUUGAUAACCCACUAGAUCAGGUUACAAGAUCAGAGCAAGGUUAGCUUCUCCAGUGAGCCAAUAGUGCUGUGCCCAGGAUGCUCAGACCUCCUGAAAAAUCCUAUCCAAACCUGGCAGCAACAUCAGUUUAAGUUCUUUGAAUGUGACAACCCCCCCCCCCCCCACACACACACACACAUAGUACUACGGGCAGACUUAUCGGGGAAGGAGUCCAUAGGAGGGCAGGAUUCUAGAGUUACAGAACUUAAACAAGAUAUAUACUAUGUGGACACACACAUUUCAUCCACCACGUGUUCCUGAAAGCCUCUCAAACCCUUGGCCUCACCCUCUGUUGUCCAUCACAAGCCAUAUCCAGUAACCAGAGACCUUCCAUGUCUUUGUUUUGCCCAUACCUUGUUACUGACCCAAAAGCUGCUGCUCAAAAGGAAACAUCCCAUUGGCUUCAAACUGGGCCAUCAAACCAAGUGAAGGAGGAAGCCACCCCAACAAGCCUCAGCCAGACAUUCCAGUCUCUCCUUAGUCUGUUUCCAACCUACCUUUCCAGGUGUACAUUACAGGUCUUGUUCUGAUUCCCAAGAGUGGGCCCUUUUCCCUAUUUUACUUUAUUCUGAGAGUCACAUGCUAUCCCUGAAACAUGACACACUAAAUGCUGCUGUUUCUGAAGAUGACGCUCCUGAGCCACCACUGGCUGGUCUGACCUGUACUCUGCAGAAGAGAAGGGUUACACUGAACUCUCCGCACACACUUCCUUAGCCCCUUGUGACCUACAAGACUAGAGGGGCAGUCUGUGGACAUUUGUGUGAUGCAGAUUCAGUCAGCUGGGGGUAGGGAGGGCAGAAACAUGGACUACUUGCCCCAUUAGCCUCUGCUGCUUCUUUCCCUUCAAUCUAAAAAUAUACUCCAGUUAUAACCAUUCUGAAUAUUGGACAGUCCAGCUAGAGCAAGCUGUGCCAGCUCUUAAGAGUCACUUGUUAACUUUUCAGUGUACAGAAUUCAUAUUUGAAAAAUAACUUGUGAAUGUCCACUGUCAGAGAAAGAACAAAUAAACAGAAAUACAAGACAUAAUUUAAAUAUACAUAUUUUGUCAGGUGAUGCCUUCUAUGGUAUGAGGAGGGGAGAGAAGGGAUAAAACCUGGGGAUUUUAAUGUAACCAAGAAGCAAAUAAAUUAAUUUUAAACAUU